ACACUACGUAAUUGGAGCAGGAACCAGGAAGCGUCUGCGCAUGUACAGUAGUUAUUUAUCAUUUCUCUUAUCAGUGCGUUUAUGUUUACUUUGCAUUCUAGUUUCAAACAAUGAUGUUCGCUCAUUCAACGUUUUGUAAAAAUCAUGUCUUCAAACAAUUUAAAAAAGUAGUAUAUUUAAAGCUUCUUCGUAAUUGUUAUGGAACUCACAACAUAUCAACCAUUGGGUUCAUUGGGCUCGGAGCAAUGGGAAGUCGCAUGGCGAGAAAUCUACUGAAACAAUUUAAGGAUGUUUAUGUUUUCGACAUCAACAGUUCAGCCACUGCCAGCUUGGCGAAAGAAGGAGCUUCUGUGGCUAAAAACUUAGAUGAGUUCAGCAAGAUGGAUUGCAUCAUAAGUAUGCUGCCAGCUAACCAACAUGUGCUUGAUGUGUAUCAAGGGCCAAAUGGGUUAAUCAGUAAAGUGGGUGCUGAUACCUUGCUGAUAGACAGCAGCACUGUGGACCCUGAGGUACCUCAGCAGUUGGCAACAAUUGCUCAGCAGAGGAACAUUACCUUCGUGGAUGCUCCUGUGUCUGGAGGUAUAAAUGCGGCGGCAGCAGCUCAGCUAACGUUCAUGGUGGGAGGCAGUCCAGAAGGGGCCAAACGUGCUGAGCCUGUGCUACAGGCUAUGGGAAAGAAAAUCGUACAUUGUGGAGACAGUGGGAGUGGCCAGAUCGCCAAGAUCUGUAACAACAUGUUGCUGGGAAUCUCGAUGGUAGCUACAGCUGAGGCAAUGAACCUUGGAGUCAGGCUUGGAAUGGACCCAAAGUUGUUGGCUAGUGUGAUAAAUUCCAGUUCCGGCCGCUGUUGGUCAUCUGACACGUACAACCCAGUCCCUGGUGUCAUGGAUAGUGUGCCAGCCAGUAACAACUAUCAGGGUGGUUUUAUGUCCCACUUGAUCGUGAAAGACCUGAGUCUAGCUCACGCAGUUGCACAAAGAAGUGGUUCAUCAACACCGUUUGGGAAACAAGCACUAGAUAUUUACAAGAUGGUUUGUGAACAAGGAAAAGCAGAUCUGGAUUUCUCUGUGGUUUACCAAUAUAUUAAAGAAUUGCAAAAUAAAUAAAUAAAACAGAAAUUUUAAUUUUUUUACUGUA
This is a messenger RNA of Homalodisca vitripennis (glassy-winged sharpshooter), 1137 nucleotides long. Its product is annotated as 3-hydroxyisobutyrate dehydrogenase, mitochondrial. Bases 111 to 1106 code for a protein of 331 amino acids. The transcript has 7 exons. Gene Ontology annotation, biological process: L-valine catabolic process. Gene Ontology annotation, molecular function: NAD binding; NADP binding; 3-hydroxyisobutyrate dehydrogenase activity. The record is from RefSeq and is a predicted model, not a curated record. NCBI's taxonomy places the organism in Eukaryota, Metazoa, Arthropoda, Insecta, Hemiptera, Cicadellidae.